AUGUGCUGAGGGACGGCGCCUGCUCCUGAGUCAGCAGUGGCGAGGAGGCGGGCGGCACCUUGCCGCCCGGCCCGGCCCCGCCGCGAUUUCCCGGCCCCCCAGCAUCGCUUCGGCUGCCAGCCUCCAGCGCCGAGCACCUGCCUGGAGAAAGGGGCUGUGGGGGUCUCUCCCUGUGCCGCUCCUCAGUAGGCUCGCUGCCGCGGCCUGGGCGCGGCCGCAGGUGCAAGCGUGGGUGGGGAAGGGGUGGAAAAUGGAGUCGACGCUGCUCUUGGGCACCGGCUGACUUGAGUUCCCGAGCUGAGCGUUUGGCAGCUGUCCCCGGUUCACCGGCGAGGCAGCGCAGCCUGGAGCCGACCGCGCUCCCGGUGUGAAGGCUCCGGGGAAGAAGUGCUCUGGCACGACUUGCUUUGUGGCCACAGCAGGAUACUAAACAAUAUUAGAGGAAACCGACAUUAAGACCUAUAAUUUCCACACAGCUGGUUGGAAAAGCAAUUGUCCACUGCCUUCCUGGUGCAGCAUGGCAUUUGAACUUGGUAUUCUCUGCCUGUUGCUGUGGACAAUAACAGGUUUCAGUUGUGAGCAAUGCAGAGAAGGAGCCACAUACUCAGGUGCAGUAAUAUCACCCAACUUAGAAACCACUAAAAUUGUGCGAGUUCCUCAUGCUACAUCAGUGUCUGACUGCAUCACAGCUUGUUGUGACCUCUCUGCUUGUGAUUUGUCCUGGAUGUUUGAGCGACGCUGUUACAUCGUGAACUGCCAGCGCAAAGAGAAUUGUGAACCUAAAAAAAUCGACACUGUAAAAUCCUAUCUUACUUUUGUGCUGAGGCCUUCUCAGAGGCCAGCCUCACUACUAGGAUUUGGGCAAGUGAUCCCAGGCAUGGUUCACUCUGUGGGCCUCCAGAUUGAGCCAUCUAAGGUGAGUAGCCUGAAGGAGCUGUCUCUGCUUGGCAAAGAUCCAAGCCUUGAGGAAAUACCUGAAUAUAUUGAUGAUUAUAAAGAGUUGGAGCAGAACCCCUUUCAGGUGAACGUCAAACAUGAGCAGAAGGAGAGCACAGAUUAUGCUGAGUGGGGCCUGAUGGUGGCAGAUGAAAAUGGCUUCAACUCUUCCGUGGAUGAUGAUAGAGAUAACCAGGAAGACUUUGCUGUAAAGAAAGGGAUGGCUGAGAAGGUGGAAAGACUUCUGAAUAAAACCAGCUCUGAACUGAACUCUGUUACUGAGCACUCCAUAGAGAGAUUGUCAUCCCUCCCAGAGAUUACACCAUUCCCUGGAAAGAUAUUUGAAAGUGAAGCAGCUGUUCAGCUACUUGCGCAACCUGCUGAUGCUUUGCCAAAAGAGGCUGCUACACCUUCUCCAUCUGCAGACAAACUGGAUUUCUCCCCAGGUGUGUCAGAGAAAAUACAGACUCCCACAGUGGCCCCUGAGAAUGCUACUGAAGGUGGGAUCACAUUAUUUCCUACUAGUACUGUGCCAUCUGAGCCCAUGCAGCACUUCACAGCACCCAGUGCUACUGCUAAAGCAGAUACAGUGAAAGAACUUGUUGUGUCUGCUGGAGAUAACAUACAAGUGAUGCUACCCAAAAACGAAGUGGAACUGAAUGCUUUUGUUGUCCCACCACCACCUACAGAAACAGCCUACACCUAUGAAUGGAGCUUAAUCAGUCACCCUACUGACUAUGGUGGUGAAAUGGAACACAGGCACAGCCAGACAUUGAAGCUGUCUCAUUUAUCAUUGGGACUUUAUGCCUUCAAAGUGACCGUUUCUGGUGAAAAUGCCUUUGGCGAAGGUUUUGUAAAUGUCACAGUCAAACCAGCACUCAGAGUAAACCAGCCACCUGUUGCCAUUGCUUCACCCAAAGUACAAGAGAUUUCUUUGCCUACAACUUCUACCUUCAUUGAUGGCAGUCAAAGUAUAGAUGAUAUGAAGAUAGUGAGUUACCACUGGGAGGAAAUUAAAGGUCCUUUGCGGGAGCAGAAGGCAUCUGCUGACACAGCUGUCUUGCACUUGUCUAACCUUGUCCCUGGAAACUACACUUUCAGACUCACAGUGAUUGAUUCAGACGGAGCAGCCAAUUCCACCAUUGCAUCUCUGACUGUCAACAAACCAGUGGAUUACCCACCUGUUGCUAAUGCAGGACCUAAUCAGGCAAUCACCUUGCCCCAGAACUUCAUCACACUGAACGGAAACCAGAGUAGUGAUGACCACGAAAUUGUCAGCUAUGAGUGGUCACUCAGUCCCAAAAGCAAAGGCAAGGUUGUAGCAAUGCAGGGAGUGCGGACGCCGUACCUCCAGUUAUCUGCAAUGCAGGAAGGAGAUUAUACCUUUCAGCUGACUGUCACAGACUCUGCAAGGCAGCGGUCCACAGCUGAGGUCACACUGAUUGUACAGCCUGAAAAUAACAGUCCUCCAGUAGCAGUGACUGGACCUGACAAGGAAUUGACUUUCCCGGUAGAAAGUACUAUCCUGGAUGGAAGCAAAAGCCAAGAUGACCAAGGCAUUGUCUUCUAUCAUUGGGAAAAUGUCAGUGGACCAAGCUCUGUGCAGAUGGAAAACAGUGACAAAGCAAUAGCAACUGUGACUGGUCUUCAGGUUGGCACCUAUCGCUUCAGACUGACUGUGAAAGACCAACAGGGCUUGAGUAGUGCCUCUGUGCUGUCGAUUACUGUGAAGGAAGAAAACAACAGUCCACCCCGAGCGCAUGCUGGUGGGAAGCAUGUUCUAGUGCUUCCAAAUAACUCUGUUACCUUGGAUGGCUCAAGGUCUGCUGAUGACCAGGGGAUUGUGUCAUAUUUGUGGAUUCGGGAUGGUCAAAGCCCUGCAGCUGGGGAUGUGAUCCACGGCUCAGAUCAUGAGGCAGUACUGCAGCUAACUAAUCUGGUGGAAGGAACCUAUACUUUUCACUUGAAAGUGACUGAUGCUAAAGGAGACUCAGAUAUUGAUUCAGCCACGGUUGAAGUGCGGCCUGAUCCCAAAAGGAGUGGUCUGGUGGAGCUGAUCCUGCAAGUUGGAGUGGGACAGCUGAGUGAACAGCAGAAGGACACCCUGGUGAGACAGCUGGCUGUGUUGCUGAACGUUUUGGAUUCAGAUAUCAAAGUUCAGAAGAUACAAGCAUAUUCAGAUAUAAGCACUGCAGUUGUGUUCUACGUGCAAAAUGGGCAUUCUUCCAAGGUGAUCAAGGCAUCAGACGUCUCACAAACUCUGCAUGUGCAGCUUCUGAAGGAGAAGGCUGACUUCCUGCUUUAUAAAGUCCUGAGGGUUGACACUGCUGCCUGCCUUUUAAAAUGCUCUGGACACGGACGCUGUGACCCCAUAACAAAGCGCUGCAUUUGCUACCAGCUGUGGAUGGAAAACUUGAUUCAUCGUUAUUUAAAUGAUGGAGAGAGUAAUUGUGAGUGGAGUAUACUCUAUGUGACUGUGUCUGUGUUUAUUUUUAUUGUGGUCAUGGUAGGGCUUGCCUGGUUCUGCAUCUACUGCUGCAAAAGCAGAAAGAGGACAAAGAUAAGAAAGAAAACAAAAUAUACUAUCCUAGAUAACAUAGAUGAGCAGGAAAGAAUGGAGCUGCGACCUAAAUAUGGUAUAAAACACAGAAGUACAGAACACAACUCCAGCCUGAUGGUCUCUGAGUCAGAGUUUGACAGUGAUCAGGACACAAUCUUCAGCAGAGAAAAGAUUGAAAGAGAGAAUCCUAAAACUCUCAUGAAUGGAUCCAUGAGAAAUGGAGUUUCCUUCAACUACAGUUCCAAAGACAGAUAAACUGAAUGAGGGUCAAAGUACAGAACAUGCUGGUACAACACAUCAGAAACAUGUUGGCCUAACUCUGUCUUUUUUUCAGAAAUGAAAGCUUUCUGAAAUAUCAACUAAUUGCAGAUGAAAGGAUAAAUUUCUGGCACAGUUAGGUGAAGGAAGCAUGAUCUGCUAACUCCUCUUGUCACUGUUUAUAAGAAUUAGGAAAAGCACAUCUUAUUUAUUUCAUUUUCCAUGCUGAAUGUUUGUCUGAACCUUGGAAGGACUUUUUCUCCUGUAUCACUGCUAUGGAACCAGGUAGGCUGUUAUGCUACUAAUGACAGUAACUGAAAUGCAUACACAUUUGUGUCCUGGAACCCAAAAGCAGCAACUGGAACAGGAAGCCUCUCAUGUUACAACCUGAUCUUCAAGCCCCUUAAUACUUUGCUCCAACCAGGACUUUCAUUUUGAAGCUGGCAUGAGACAGGAUGGUUUUGAAUAACAGCAGCAAAUAGUCAACUUAGCCCAUGACACCUGUGCUCCUGUUUGUGUCUUGGAGAAACAGUGUGCUUAUGAUGCUGACCUAAAACAGUGAAAGUCAUUAUAGGUUGUCCUGGUUUCACAGUCUGUCCUCCAAGUGAAUCCCACAGAUGCACAGAUGAGUAGGAAAAUAGCACUCAGAAAAUCACUGGGUUGAGAUCAGUUUAAUGAGUUGAUGUGAUGCACCAUUACCUUAGCCUGUUUUGCAGAAAAGAACAGCAAAAGCAGAAGUAGCAGCAGAAGCCAGCAAUAAAGCACCUCCCCCUCACCUCCUCAAGCAUGCAGCCAGCCCAGCAAAAAAGACCAACAUCCCAAAACUGGAAAAAGGAAGCCUCUGAACUCCAAGUCCCAUUGUUCCUUGCUCCAGCCAGUACUUUCAUUUUGAAACUGACAUGACAUCAGCAUGGUACUGAAUUCUCAUCAGCAGAUGCAGCUCAACCCAUGACAUAGAUAAAUUUCCUUCCAACUAUGGAUGACCACAGGCAGCUCCUUCAUUUUCAGUUUAGGUUUGGAACACAGAUCAUCUUUAGUGCACUGUAUUUCUCUGACUGUGCUUUCUGACAUUCUUUCCUAGAAUAAAGCUCAACAGGUGGAAAUGUUUUUGUUUUUAAAGGAAGUUUGCAAUUAGCAGUUGCACUUAAAUCACCUGUAAAGUAACACCAUGCAUCUGUGUCCCGUAGGAUGCAAUGUUUGCUGUAUUUGCAGUGUGGUACCUGCAGGGAAGUCCAAUCUUAGGUUGCUUCUGUAAUGAUGAAGGUACUUUGGUGCCCUGAAGUCAGCUGCACUCCACCAAGAAACAGCAGAAAGGACUAAGUGCAGUGCACCUUCAGGAGCAUUUUGAGCAUCCCAAAUAACCCUUUGCUUAGAGUACACUUUCAUGGAUUUCUGGACUUUUUAAGAGAGAACCCUCAGCUGAGAUGAAUUUUCAUCUGUCAUCAUCUUCACUGCUCGUGUAAAGAAUGCACCAAGCGCUUGUGUAGAGCAAUGUUUGUGGCAAACCCAUGUGGAACAGGAGCUUCAACACUCACCUUUGUUGUUAUGGAAACUGGUAUGGAAAAAGGUUUUAGUUUGAGCAGUAGAUUGUUUUACUCUUUCCUCUGUGGCUAUUCAGUGCUAGAUGUGUUUGCCCAAAGAGAUCUCUUCAGGUGUUUAAGAAGACUGGGUGUGUUGGACUUGUGAUGGUUGCAAUCUGGAUAAUUUUUUACAGCAUGCUUGUUAGGCUUUAAAGCCAUGCCCCCAGUGCUCUUUGUAAAAUCCCAAACUCAAGACCUGACUUGUAUACAUGAGCCUUACUUGUUGGGGCAUCUGUGUCAGUGUUUCUGUCUGGUCAUGUCAGUCUUUUCUGAGAGUCCUUUGGUGACAUGCUGGAGUGAUGGAGGAACGAUGAAAGAAAUGUUCCCCUGGGAGCUUUGCAGUGUGGGUGUCCGGCUGCAGGGAGUGCCUUCUCCUGGCACUUGUUCUGAUGUGAGGCAGUGAUUCUUAACUGCCAUGUGAACAGAGCAGUAAUUUGCUGAGCCAGAUAGUGGAGCUGAAGAAGGAGGUGGUAAGGUUGAGAAGAAUCAGAAAAUGUGAUAACAAAAUAGUUUGGUGGAAUCAUACCAUGCAAAGGCAGCAGGUGGAGGCUCUUCCAAAAGCAGAGAAUCCCCUUCCCUUCAUGUCACCAGGCAGAAGGAAGUGGCCUAAGGAGGGGAAUGGAUACAAGUCCCUGCUCGGGGAGGCAGGUGGACACCUUCUUGGUCUCCUUCCUCACUUUCCCAGUUAUCUGUACACAGCAGUUACAGAGCACUGGAAGUUUAACACCAGGAUUGAGAGGCCUCUGUGUCCUACACCUGUGAGGUGGAAGACAGAAGCUUAAAUGAAGAGGAUGAGUGGUGGCGAGUUCAUGGCCAUGGCAGGGGAAGAAGGGAGGAGUUCUGGUUGUUGGAGCCUCUCCUGGCAGGAACAGAGGGCCCAAUUUGCAGGAUUAACCCUCAUCAUAAGGAAGUCUGUAGUCUUGCUGGAGCCCAAAUCAGGUGUAUCACUAGACAACUCCCUAAAAAUGUUGUGUUGUCAUGGUCCAAACAGUGGUUUGUUAGUGUGAUCUCAAAGUGCACAACACAGGUAACCAUGCUGAGGGGGUUUACUUCAAUCAGCAAUUUAUUGUUUGGCUAUAAUAAGUAGAUAAGAGUGAGAGGAGAAAGAGGAAAAGUAAAGUGGAAGAAGGAAAAGGGGAAGAGGUCUACAGCUACCAACAAUGCAAGGGUCCCAAAGAUGUCUCUCUGGUCCCAGGGUCCAGUCCUGCUGGUCCUUCUGAUCUUGUAGCCUUCUUUGUUCUUGUUGUAAGACCUCUCCCUGUUGCUGAAAAGGAGAGCUCUCAUUGCUAAGGGGACAUCUUUUAUAUUCAACUUCACCCCUGCCAGUGACUGAGCUGCGUCACUCCUUGCCCCUCGUGCCUCUACAAGUAAGGUUUCCACCCAUGCUUGAGGAGUGGCCAAGGUGUGGUCUGGGCCUGAGGAGUUAUGCUCAGGGCAUGGUCUGCCUUGGGGGCAGGCAGCCUGAGGCCAGAAGAUGUGUUUUGAUAUUAUAAUGACAUUAUAAUGAGCAAAGUUCAUUUGAGUUCCUGGUUUGCUUAGCAACACCAGGGACAUCAGUCUCUUAUGACAGCAGUUUCAUUCUUUGUUCUGAGGUUAGAGGCUUAGACAGUGGAACUAUCUGUGAUAGGUGGCAAGUAUGGACCGUUGCUACCAAACUGGUUUCUUCCCAUGGAGGCCUGCCUCUGUACCAGAUUGCAUUGUGCAGGACCAGUAACUUAAUCAGUAAUUUACUAUGGGUUAGGGCACUGCAAAACUCUUGCUAAGAUGUUAGCCUGACAUUUAGUCAGGUCCUUGAAGUAAGGGGGUCCUGAUUCCUGAUGACUACGAUGAGACAUAAUGCUGUUCAAACCAAUCCUUAUAUGCAGUCACCAGACUAUUAUCCUUUGCUGAUCUUACAGGCAGGUGGGGAGGAAGCUGCAUCCCAUAGCCUGAAGAGAAUGAAGAGAGUUUUCAAGGCCUUGGGACAGUUGGUGAAAGAGUCUGAGGCACAAGUUAUUUUCUCUGAUUCCAGUACAUGGCCAAGAUAUGGAAAGGAGUAGAAGAAUCCAGUCUGUAAGUACCUGGCUCUGAGACUGGUGCUAUAGAUAGGGCUUUGGGUUCUUUGAUAAUGAUGGUUUAUAGGACACCAGGAUUGAUGGCAGCACAUGGGAAAGGCUACCUGGACCUGAGUAAGGCAUUUGACUCUGUCCCACGUGACAUCCUGGUCACCAAACUGGAAUAACAGUGAGUCCAGAGAAGGGCUACAAAGAUGAUCAGAAAUCUGAAACACCUCUGGUAUGAGGACAGGCUACAAGAGUUGGGGCUCUUCAGCCUGGAGAAGUCUUUGAGGAAACUUUGUAAUGGCCUUCCAGUAUCUGAAGAGGGCCUACAGGAAGGCUGGGGAGGGACUAUUUACAGGGUCUUGUAGUGACAGGACAAGGGGUAAUGGGUUCAAACUAGAUGUUAGGAAAGGGUUCUUUCCAGUGAGGGUGGUGAGACACUGGCACAGGUUGCCCAGGGAGGUUGUGGCUGGUCCCUCCCUGGAGAUGUUCGAGGCCAGGUUGGAUGAGGCCUUGAGCAACCUGUUCUAGUGGGAGGUGUCCCUGCCUGUGGUGAGGGGGUUGGAUUUUUGAGGUCACUUCCAACCUAAACCUUUCUGUGUUUCUAUGAUCUCGCAGCAGGGAAAGGAUUCUAGGGCAAGAACUAGCAGGGCCCAUUGACAGAGCUUUAAACUACAAUGAAGUGUGAUGGGGUUGUAGCUGGAUUUGCACCAGGAAGGCAGUGUUCUUGUAUUAAUGAAGACCAGAAGGCCUCCCACCCCACCAGGGCAGAAUCGUUGUGCUCAGCUCGCUCCCUGAAAUGCCUGCACACCAAUGCAUGCAGCAGGGGUAUGAUCUGGUGGCAAUUACAGAGAUGUGGUGGGACAGCUCUCCUGACUGGAAUGUGGUUGUGGAUGGCUACAUCUUGUUUAGAAAAGACAGGUCAACGAGGUGAGGUGGUGGAGUUGCUCUGUAUGUAAGGGAGCAUGUAUUGAGUUCUGUCCAGGAGUGUGGCAAGUUGAGAGUUAGUGUGUGUGAAUUAAGGGGCAGGCUAGCAUGACUGAUACAUUGUGGGUGCUUGGUACAGACCACCCAAUUAGGACAAGGAAGUUGAUGAAGCCUUCUACAGGCAGCUGACAGCAGCCUUGCAGUUACAGCCUCUGAUUCUCAUGGGGGAUUUUAACUACUUAGAUAUUUGCUGGAAGGGCUACUCAGCCAGCCAGAGUUCAGGAGGUUCCUCCAGUGCACUGAUGCUAACUUCUUGGUGCAAAUGGUGGAUGAGACAAUUAGGAGAGGAGGGCUACCAGACGUGAUAGCAACAAGAAGGGUCUGGUUGAAGCAGUGAGGGUUGAGGACAGCCUUGGCUGUAGUGAUCAUGAGAUGCUGGGAGUUCAGAUCUUGUGUGGUAGGAACAGAAUACCAAGCAGAAUCACAACCUUGGACUUCAUCAAGGCUGACUUUGGCAUUCUCAAGCAAUUGCUAGGGGAAAUCUCAAGGGACAGGUACUAGAAGGCAAAGGAGUCGGUGAUAUUUGGUUAAUAUUCAAAGGCCCCUUCUUCCAAGCUCAAGAUCAGAGCAUUCCAACAAGUAGGAAAUGGGGAAAUGGAGCCAGGAGACCCACAUGAUUAAGUAGGGAACCACUGAGCAAACUCAAGUGGAAGAUGAGGUUCUACAGCUCAUAGAAGGAGGGGCUGGCCACUUGGGAGAAAUAUAGGAUGCUUGCCAGAGGAUGUAGCGAGGUGACUAGGAAAGCUAAGACCUCCUUGGAAUUUAACCUUGCAAGGGAGAUCAAGAGCAACAGAAAGAGCUUCCUCAAACACACUGCAGGAAAAACUGACACUAGCAGCAAUAUAGGCCCAAUGCCGAAUGAGGUGGGUGCCUCGGUGACAGAGGGUAUAAACAAGGCAAAGCUACUAAAUGUCUUCUUUGUCUCCUGCUGGAGAUUUACCUUAGGAGCCCCAGACUGAGCAGAGGAUACGAGGUAUAGCUUGUCAUGUGUGAUUCAAAGUCCACAGGAAACAAAAAUUCAGUUUAAGCACUGGUAAGGUACUGAGUCUGUUUGAGGGCAGUGUGCCAGUACCUAGUGCCACAUAGCCUUGCUGGAUUCUCAUUUGCAUCUUGGUUUGACAUUUACAGAUGCUAAAGGAUGCACAAGUAGAGACUGUUCAGAAUGCAAAAUGACUGCCCUUGUCUGCAUUUUAAGUAAGGAGUCUAUGUUGGGAAAAAAAGUUCCUUACCAUAACUGCCUGAGGUAUUGAACACGUUCAGUAUUCAGCUUCAGUACUCAACACAGUCCAUAUGCAGCAUGAAACUGCCAUGCCACAAACAGGUUCAUUAGCCUGUGCUUUUCAUUUUCUUAACCAAAACACUUCUGCAAUACAAACCAAAAUUUACCUUAAUAAAUCUGCUGAGGUCCACAUCCAGCAUCUCUCUCCUAGUGUUCAGACUUUCCUACUAGCUGAGGAGGUUGCUAAGAAAGUCAAACAAAAUGUGAAUGGUCCAAUUCAAGAGGAUUGUUUAUCUUGGGAAAAGGGGGGCAAAAAUUAUUCUAGGUUCCUCUCUUGUUAGCGUUGUCCCUUUGAGUAAACAGAGUCUGAGCAUCCUCCCGAGGUGCAAUGUAUCAAAUACAGGUAGGGUUCAGGUGUCUGGUUUGUGCUUUUAGUUGUUUUGAUUGUAUGAUGCUACUUUUCUUUCUUUUGUGGGAAAACAGAAGAGUGCACACAUACAAGGAACUUAGUGUCAUGUGAACAGAGAGUGAGCACAUGCGUGUGUUCUUCAUGUGGAAUUUAAAACUUUCAUUGGUUCUGAUGUUCUCAUUGAGUUCAAAUAGGCAAAUUUCCUAUUCCUGCUUUCAAAGAAUCACAGAACGUUAGGGGUUAGAAGGGAUCUUGAAAGGUCAUCUUAGUUCAACCCUCCCUGGCAGAGCAGGUCACACAGGAACACAUCCCUGUGACUUUUGAGUCUCUCCAGAGGAAACUCCACAACGUUUCUGGGCAGCCUGUUCUAGUCUCUAAGCCUUAAGUGAAACUACUUUUGCUCAUCAGUAUACUGAUAAUGGACUGUAGUCAGCUAGACCUUUGGGAUGGUGUCAGUAAAAUGACAGCUACUUUAGUCUCCUGAGCCAUUUAUGUGAGGCUUAAGAAAGGUAAACAUUCCUAGAGGGAAGGGAAAUGGAUUGGUAGUGAAUUAGUUUCUUAUCACCAGUUAAUCAUUGAUCUCUGACUAGAAUAUUAACCCCUUACUUCUGCAGCAAAUGAGAACCCAUUUCACCUGCCUUUUAGGUCCUGAACUCCCUAAGGCAAGGGAAGGGAGGGAACCUUAAAGCUUAGAAAGAAAAAAAUUUAAAAGGAGAGAGAAAAAGGCAAACUCUUUCCUCUUUUGCAUAAGGUACAGAUCAUGUGCAGAUGUGCCACACAUCCAUAGUUUGUUUCUGUACAGGAGCACUUAGCUCCAUGGAUGGAUGGGUGAGCUAUUUACAGAAUUUGUAUUAUGAGUCUUUCUAGAAAGUGUUAUUUAUUGCAAAUGAUAAUGUAUUGUAGCUGGAACCAUUUCUGAGCUGAAUCUACUAAAUUUAUGUAUCUGUUAAUAAAGUUUUGUCUUUUCAUCUA
This is a messenger RNA of Pogoniulus pusillus (Red-fronted tinkerbird), 10960 nucleotides long. RefSeq names its product KIAA0319 ortholog. The transcript is spliced from 21 exons. The coding region runs from base 518 to 3751 and encodes 1077 amino acids. Lineage: Eukaryota; Metazoa; Chordata; Aves; Piciformes; Lybiidae. Gene Ontology annotation, biological process: neuron migration. The record is from RefSeq and is a predicted model, not a curated record. Gene Ontology annotation, cellular component: cytoplasmic vesicle; plasma membrane.